This is a messenger RNA of Branchiostoma floridae (Florida lancelet), 830 nucleotides long. Its product is annotated as CUB domain-containing protein 2-like. Lineage: Eukaryota; Metazoa; Chordata; Leptocardii; Amphioxiformes; Branchiostomatidae. The transcript is spliced from 3 exons. The coding region runs from base 1 to 471 and encodes 156 amino acids. The record is from RefSeq and is a predicted model, not a curated record.
AUGUCAUUUAAGUUAGAGCUAAACUCUGAUUGGCUGUACGUCUACAAGGGAGACAAAGACGACCCCAUCUUGAUAGGAUCAUACACCGGAAGAGACAUUCCUGCAGACCUGGACACCACGUCCCACGUGGUCCAGCUAGUCCUUCAAACGGACUGUCAAUACAUUGAUGAGGGUUUCAAAAUCUACUUUCAUGAUCAAGGUAUCUGUGGUGGUCAUAUUACCGGGCAAUCGUCUGGGUACAUCUAUUCCCCAAACUAUCCGGGACAGUACCACAACAACUUGAUCUGUACGUGGACUAUAGAGGUCAACAGUCAGAAAGGGGUGAAGAUGACACCGGUAUCGUUUAGUUUGGAGGAGAACUUUGACUGGCUAUACUUCUACAAGGGAGAAUUAGAAGAUUACACCUUUAUAGGAGCGUACAGCGGUAGGUUUGUCCCGGUCUCAGCAUCAAAUUCGUAUGUAAUUUGGUAAAACUAUCAACUUGAAAGUUCAUCUGUUUUGGUAAAGGACGUUCUGAACUAGAGUUCCUUACCUUCGCUAAAUGAUUUUACCUUUUAAACUGGUGUAUUGUUUGUCAUCAAUUAUGCAAAUAUGUUCCUCAUCUGCAUAAAUUAUAUCAAUUGGUCAUCUCCUCCAACCAAACAACUGAUGUGCACAAUCAAUGUUUAGAAAGAAGGCUUUAAUCGCAUUUUCUGAUACUUUAUGCUAAUGAGGUCCUAAUUUGCGCAAUGUGACAGGGGUAUUACCAUGUCAAAGAAUUCGGUUACUCAGAGAUGUUCCAGAAGGUUGAAGUGAUUAUCGGGCACCGGGUCAAAGGUUAAUGGAGGUUG